This is a messenger RNA of Heterocephalus glaber (naked mole-rat), 3620 nucleotides long. RefSeq names its product TNF alpha induced protein 2 (gene Tnfaip2). Gene Ontology annotation, molecular function: SNARE binding. The record is from RefSeq and is a predicted model, not a curated record. Lineage: Eukaryota; Metazoa; Chordata; Mammalia; Rodentia; Bathyergidae. Gene Ontology annotation, cellular component: exocyst. Gene Ontology annotation, biological process: exocytosis; exocyst localization.
GGAGAAGUAGAAGAGGAAGCGGGUGCCAGCGGGAAAUUCCUGAAUGACAGGAUCCUUUCCAGAGGGCAGGAAUUCUCCUCUGUGAACUCGGGCGCCCCAGGCCACCCCUCCUCCCGCUCCGGAGGCCUGAGAAACUAGACGGGAAACUGAGGCACAGAAAGGGCCUGCAGGCCCGAGCCAGGGCCAUGCUGAAGAUGAUGACCUUCCAAGGCCUCCUGGGCCAGCAUCCCAUGCCAAGGACCCCCGACUUCCUUGGACACCCCCAGAAGUUGCCCUCCACCUCAGAGGUGGACUCUGAGGCCUCCAUGUCUGAGGCCUCCUCUGAGGACCUGGUGCCAGCCCUGGAGGCCAGGGUCGCCCCGGAGCCAGAGGGCGAAGAGGCUGUGGAGGAGAAGGAAAAGAAGAAGAAGCCGAAGGGACUGGCCAGCGUGUUCAGCAUAUUCAAAGGGAGGAAGAGGAAGAAGGAGAAGAGCUCACCCAGCUCGGGGCAGCCCGAGCCCGGGCCAGGGCUGAACAGCCCACCGCCCACAGUGGAGGAGCUCAAGGCGGCACUGGAGGCCGGACGGCUGGAGGCUGCAGGACUCCUGCUGGCGCUGGAGCAGGAGUUAGUGGCCAUGGCGAUGGCGGGUGGCAUGGAUGAAGAGGAGCUGGUGCGGCGGCAGAGCAAGGUAGAGGCGCUGUACGUGCUGCUGCGUGACCAGGUGUUGGGCCUGCUGCGGAGGCCACUGGACACUGCGCCCGAGCGCCUGCACCAGGCACUGGCCGUGGUGGCCGAGCAGGAGCGCGAGGACCGGCGGGCGGCUGAGGCCGGGCCUGGGGCGGCGACACUGGCAACCACACGUCCUCGAUGCUGGCUGCAGCAGUGGCGGCACACCGUGGCUGUGGUGGCUGCUGAGCGCAUGGGAGUGCGGCCGGCCACCGGCACAGAGGGCCGCUCAGAGAUGGAGGGUGCCUUCCUGCACAUGGGCCGCACCAUGAAAGAGGACCUGGAGGCUGUGGCAGAGCGGCUGAGGCCGCUGUUCCCGGCCGAGUUUGAUGUUGUGGGCACCUACGCACGCAGCUACCACGAGCACUUCGCAGCGCACGCAGCCACCCUGGCGCAGUUCGAGCUAUGUGAGCGUGACGCCUACCUGCUGCUGCUCUGGGUGCAGAACCUCUACCCCAAUGACAUCCUCAGGAGCCCCACGCUGGCGGCUGAGCUGCAGGGUGUGAGCCUCGGGAGCCUGCUGCCCCCCAGGCAGAUCCGGCUGCUGGAGGCCUCGUUCCUGUCCAAUGAGGUGGACAAUGUGAAGGAGCUGAUGGCCCGGGCCUUGGAGCUGGAGUCGCAGCGCUGGACCCAGGAUGUAGCUCCACAGAAGCUGGACGGCCACUGCCACAGCGAGCUGGCCAUCGACAUCAUCCAGAUUGUCUCCCAGGGCGAGGCCAAGGCCGAGAACAUCACCCCCGACCUGGGCCUGCAGAUUAAGCAAGUGCUGCUGGUGGAGCUGGCCACCUUCCUGAGGAGCUACCAACGUACCUUUGAUGAAUUUCUGGAGAGAGGCAAACAGCUGAAAAAUUACAGGGCCAACGUUAUUGCCAAUAUCAACAACUGCCUGUCCUUCAGGACAUCCAUAGAGCAGAACUGGCAGGUACUGCAGGACCCCCAGAGGCAACUGCUGGACCCCCUGAGUGAAAUCAAGAGCCACGGCUUUGACAUCCUGCUCCAGAACCUGUUCGUGGACCUGAAGCCUCUGUUCAAGAGGUUCACGAAGACCCGCUGGGCGGUGCCUGCUGAGACCCUGGAGGAAAUCCUCGCCACUGUGGAUGGACGGCUGCCGGAGUUCUGGAAACUGCAGGACUGCUUCCGGGAGGAGCUCAUGGAGGCUGUGCACCUGCACCUGGUGAAGGAAUACAUCAUCCGCCUCAGCAAGCGCCAACUGGUCCUCAAGACGGCCGAGCAGCAGCAGCAGCUGGCGAGUCACAUCCUGGCCAAUGCUGACACCAUCCAGCUCUUCUGCAAACAGAACGGCUCCCCUGCAAGCUGGCUGCACCCCGCCCUUCCCACAAUGGCAGAGAUCAUCCGCCUGCAAGACCCCAGUGCCAUCAAGAUGGAGGUGGCCACCUAUGCCACCUCAUACCCUGACUUCAGCAAAGGCCACCUGAGCGCCAUCCUGGCCAUCAAGGGAAACCUCUCGAGCAGUGAAGCCAAGAGCAUCCGGAACAUCCUGGACAUCAACAUGGGCGUGCAGGAGCCCUCCCGGGCCCUGUUUUCACUGAUAAAGGUUGGGUAGUUUUUCCUGCGCUCUGACCUGCUUGUGAGCACCCAGCAAGCAGGUCACCCACCCCACUUGGAGGCUGUCUAGAUGCGCUGGCUCCAGCAUCCCUCAUGGACCUAUUGCGUUCCCCUGCCGCUUCUGCCCAGCAGGGUCUGGGGCGGGCCCUGAACCUGGCAGAGCCCGGUGUGUGCGCGUCAGGUGGAACGAGAGUGCACCAAGGAGCUGUGUGGAAAUGACCGCAGCUGCUGCACACAGCAGGGAGCUGGGGUCCUGGGCCACCCCUGCCCUCUCUAGUGUGGCUCCCAGGGUCCUCCUGAUGGGUGGGGCUCGGUGCCCCUCUGGCUCACAGCCCCUCGAGCCAGUCCACCGUGAACUGGGUGCAGCAGGUCUGGCUGCAGACAGAACUGGAAGGGAGCUCAGCAGGUCUGGGACAGGGCGUGUGGCUAGUGUCAGCUGCCCUUGGGGCUCAGGCCCAGACCCCAACCCUCCUGCCUCUCCUGGGGCUUCCCCAAGAGGGUCCCGGGAGGCUCUGGCAUCCACCACAGCCGGGCCUUGCAGAUCCACCCUGUCCCUGCUCGGAGGCUCCAGGGGAGAGGCCUCCCUGCUGCUUCCGAGUUCGUCAGCCUCCGUUUGUUGCCUCUGGCUCUUCCUCCUUCAAAGCCAGGGCUGGCCCGCCAUGCCCUUCCCACAUCCUCCUGCCUCCACUCCCGGGGAUCCUUGUGAUGAUGCUGAGCUCACCUGGAGACUCCCAAUCUCCUCCCUGCUUUAGGUGGUGUGCAUCGUUGGGGAUCUUUAUGCUGCUCACCCCAGCUCUGCUCAGCCUCUGCCCGGGCACAGGCCCCGUUCUGCCCCAGGGAAACAAAUCCAGUUUCCAUGCCAGGCCUCUGCUACCCGGAAAGCACUGGCCCUGCCUGGGCCUGACAGUGCCCGGAUCCAGGCCAACCGAGGCCCCCUGUGCCUCAGGGCGUGCAGAGCUGGGGAUCAGAGCCAGCUCUUUGGAGUGGUCCCCUUCUCCCAGGUCCUGCCUUACACAACCAGAGCCGAGCUGGCUGGUGGCGCACACCUGCAACCCCAGCUACUUGCACCCUAGUGAGACGCCGCCUCACAAUUUUUUUAAAAGUGGGGUGCUGCUGGUAUAGCUGAGUGGAAUCCCACAUGCUCUCGGCCCUGGCUCCGUCACCACUAUUGCAAAGAAAGGAAAUGUGGCUGGGAGCUAGCUGGCCCGUGUGAGGAACGCACUAAGGAUUUUGUGUAUUUGUAGGAGUUGCCUUCUAUGAUGUUGUUAAUAUUAUUUUUUAUUGUAUGCUUUUGUAUGUAAAAUCUGGGUUUUUAUAGUGUGAUAUAAAAAGCUGUUUUCAAACGUGA